UCGCGUAUAAAUAAACAAACACCUACUUUAGAAACGGCAAGCAACUCGACAUUGUCCUGUUUAACAAUCGUGCCGUGGACCACGGCAAACCCACCCAAUCACUUAGUUGAAUUUACUAGCGACAUGAAUUUCGCCCACCUUUUCGCAGUCCUCACAUUUUUCGAAGCAGCUUGUAAAUUCACGGAAAUGCAGACUAUUACGGUUUGGAAGAGAUAUUUGCACCAGAAGAGGGGAAAACGUCCCUGCAUGUUCACCAUUUUUGCACAUAUAUUCCAAACUUAUUAUGCGUUUUCUUCUUUUUGGAUUCCAAUAUCUCCGUCAAACGAAAAUAGCACAAGCUGCGUGGAAAGAACCCCGUUCUGCCUGAGGCAUUCCGACUGUUGUGGUCAUCGAUGCGUUCCAUUCAUUUCGCACAUUAUCUCAGCCACAACAGUGUACAACACCCUUGUCAAUGUAGGACUACGGGGUGAGAGUCAAUUUGAUCUCUCCAGCUUGCGCGUCUGUUCGACAGAAAUGCUGACAGGCGACAAAGUAUCGACUCCGGAUGAGUGGGAACUAGAAAAAGCGUUGUCUAGGACAAUACCACCGGAACCGCCAUCAAUAACAGGACCCACGCCAGCGCCGCCACCGCCAUCACAUUACCCACCCCCGGCACCGUCGGGACCUGCACCUGAACCUGCACCACCGUUCCCAGGUUGUCAGUACCCACAGUACCCUAAUUGGUAUCCGAAAACGUUGCAACGUAAUGUCGCCAUGGAGUUGGAGAAAUUUACGGAGUUUGUUCCCACUGCUUGUCGCCCUUAUGUAGAAGAUAUCACGAAAAUAUUUGGCCCAUAUGCGAAUCAUAAUCCUGUGGAGAAAGUGUCAUACGGAGAUGAUUGUGCGGCUGAUGCCCACGUAGAUAAGGAAACCUGGGCCUUUGUAUAUUAAAUUGCUAACCAUAAAAUAUAUAUAUACUGUCAGAUAAACUGGAAGAUUAAAUCAGUUUUAUACAUUGGUA
Molecule: messenger RNA, 1000 nt
Organism: Folsomia candida
Lineage: Eukaryota; Metazoa; Arthropoda; Collembola; Entomobryomorpha; Isotomidae
Exons: 3
Coding region: 124-930 (268 amino acids)
Source: RefSeq, a predicted model, not a curated record